Messenger RNA from Phyllostomus hastatus (greater spear-nosed bat), 1509 nucleotides. It is a transcript of the gene FAM78A, whose product is annotated as family with sequence similarity 78 member A. The record is from RefSeq and is a predicted model, not a curated record. NCBI's taxonomy places the organism in Eukaryota, Metazoa, Chordata, Mammalia, Chiroptera, Phyllostomidae. The coding region runs from base 347 to 1198 and encodes 283 amino acids. The transcript has 3 exons.
ACCUCGCGAGCGGCCGGAGCCUGGCGCUCGCCUCCAGGAAGCCGCGGGUCGGCGCUCGCCCUCGAGGGAGCCGGGACCUCUGCCGACUGAACAGAAACUGCCCUUCCAUUGAUUCGGCCCCGUUGCGCGAGAGAAUAUCGGUGAUUUUUGUCCACUGCUAGCCGAAGAAGAGAGAACCCGGGGCCCUUGAAAUGCAGCAAAAUCCUUAUUUGUAAACAAGGCCAGAGGCAGUGAUAUGCAAAUGCCCCCUACCCAGUGAAUGUUCUAUCCUAUGGAUAUCGGUCUUGAGAUUUGAAAUCGGAGAUCAGCGCUGUCUGCCGUAGGCCCGGCAGCCUCCACCCUUUCAAUGCCCGGUUUUCUCUGGGACUGCUGGCCUUCCCUGGACAUCAGAGCGGUGCUGCGGGCCAUGGGCUGUAUCCAGAGCAUCGGGGGCAAAGCCAGGGUCUUCCGGGAAGGCAUCACGGUGAUCGACGUGAAAGCCUCCAUCGACCCCGUCCCCACCAGCAUCGAUGAGUCCUCCAGCGUGGUGCUCCGCUACCGGACACCCCACUUCCGUGCCUCGGCCCAGGUGGUCAUGCCGCCCAUCCCCAGGAAGGAGACCUGGGUAGUGGGCUGGAUCCAGGCGUGCAGCCACAUGGAGUUCUACAACCAGUAUGGGGAGCAGGGCAUGUCCAGCUGGGAGCUCCCGGACCUCCAGGAGGGCAAGAUCGAGGCCAUCAGCGACUCGGACGGGGUGAACUACCCCUGGUACGGCAACACCACGGAGACGUGCACCAUCGUGGGCCCCACCCGGAGGGACUCCAGGUUCAUCAUCAGCAUGAACGACAACUUCUACCCCAGCGUCACGUGGGCCGUGCCCGUCAGCGAGAGCAACGUGGCCAGACUGACCAACAUCUACCGGGACCAGAGCUUCACCACGUGGCUGGUGGCCACCAACACCUCGACCAACGACAUGAUCAUCCUGCAGACGCUGCACUGGCGCAUGCAGCUCAGCAUCGAGGUGAACCCCACCCGGCCCCUGGGCCAGCGCGCGCGGCUGCGGGAGCCCAUCGCCCAGGACCAGCCCAAGAUCCUGAGCAAGAACGAGCCCAUACCGCCCAGCGCCCUGGUCAAGCCCAACGCCAACGACGCGCAGGUCCUCAUGUGGCGGCCCAAGUACGGGCAGCCGCUGGUGGUGAUCCCGCCCAAGCACCGGUGACAGCCGGGGCGCCGCUCGCGCAGACUCCAGGGGCGGCCCAGCCCCCACGCGGACGCCCCCUCAUUCAGCAGAAUACAACCAUUCUACCUUGCCCAGCGGCGGUCUCACUGUGCGCAUGCCCCGGCAUGGCCUCCCGCCCCCUCGGACGGAGCCGCUUCCCCGCGGUGGGGGGCCGGGGGGCGGGGCCAGCCCCCGAACAGACCAGCCCCGUGUAUGCCCUUCGGUGUCGCCUGGGGUCCCCUUUCCUUCCCUCUUCUCACAGUUUCAGCCAUUCACUCGCAGCCGUCUCCCGGACACAACUGCUUUUCAGU